Molecule: messenger RNA, 3455 nt
Organism: Hippocampus zosterae (dwarf seahorse)
Lineage: Eukaryota; Metazoa; Chordata; Actinopteri; Syngnathiformes; Syngnathidae
Gene: cmtm7
Product: CKLF-like MARVEL transmembrane domain containing 7
Exons: 5
Coding region: 145-627 (160 amino acids)
Cellular component (GO): membrane
Source: RefSeq, a predicted model, not a curated record
GCGGAUGUGGGCAAUUGUGCACGCAAAACUGGGCGUGUGUUUUGGCGCCUUCCCGCACUGAAGCCUUUCCAACGAACAGGAUUUCUAUUUUCUCUUUUUUCUGGUCAAGUAGUUUCUUAGUUUACUUUUAGCAGGCAGGCUAAGAUGUCUCACACGGUCAGCCCGACCAGCACCGGCAGGACCUCCGCGUCCGACGGCGUCUUCAACCUGGGAUACAUCCGAACCAUCCCGGGACUGCUCAAGAUGGCCCAGAUGGUGGCGCUGCUGAUCACCUUCCUGUGCGUGCACUGUGCACGGGGCUGGCCCAACUGGGCGGCGUUCCAGUACUUUGAGGUGGUGGCCGUGUGGUUCUUGGUGGUGCUCCUGGUCUUCUUCCUCAUGCACCUGUGCCGGCUGCAGGCCAAGAUGGGCUGCAUCAAUUGGCCGCUCACCGAAUUCUUCCACUACUCCGUGGGUACGGUGCUGAUCUGCAUCGGCUCCAUCGUGGCGGCGGUGAAGAGUGGAGGAGUGUCCGCCCUGGUGGCAGCCUCUGUGUUUGGUUUCAUCACAACCUUCCUGAUGGCGGUCAGCUUGUGGACAUCUUAUAGUGUUUCCUGUGGACCACACCACACUGGCGCUGCGGUGUAAUGGCCAGAAACAUGAUUGGCUGCCUCUGGACCCAACUCACUUUUCUGCCUCGCGACCUGCCAACAUGUCAACGUGAUUGGAUGAGCCUUGGGAGCUGAGAAGCUGAUGAGGAGUAUCUUGUUUAAAAAAAAAAAAAAAAAAUCGGAAUGUUGGCGGUGAUUCAGUGUCACCUUCACAUCGAUGUUACAUGACAAGAACAAAAGGUGCGAACAAUAGCUAGUCAACUUUGUGACUCAAUUUCCCAUCAUUUGUUCUGCUGGAUGAAACUAUCGCUUUAUUGUUUGCUUUCUUAAACGGCGAUAAUGAUAGAGAGCAACACCCUUUUUUGCCUGCUGCAUGCCAAAACAACCCGCCUGUCCCUUUUUCAUUGAAUUUUUCAGUUCAUUUAACGCUGAAGCACUGUUUCCGCCUCAUCGGCCUUGCUCGGCUAAAGAGAUGUUAGCAUUCAAAAUGCUAACAUUGCAAACAAAUGCAAUGCUGAUUGCUGAACCACCUAUAGAGUCAUUGUCAAAUACGCGACGCUCGGGAGAAGUAUUAGCAUUUAGGAUGCUAACCUCGCAUGCCAAGAGGUGCAUGCUAAGUGUUAGCAUUUCAUGUUUAACCGAAUUCAUUUUCAUCAUUCACAGUAUUACGCGACAGCGAGCUAAUGAAGUAUUAGCGCUUGGUGUGCUAAAACUGCAAACAGACACGACACAGAACCACUUUUCGUAAUCAGCCACGCGCCACGCUCGGCUAAAAAUACAUUAGCAUCAAGCAUGCUAACCUCGCAAACAGAUCAGAGGCUGAACCACCACCACCAGCCACGCCAGGCUAAGGAAAUGUUAGCAUGUAUGUAUGCUAACUUACACUAGCCUAAUAUAACGUGUUAGUGUGCCAACGAUUACCUCCCUACGGGUUACAUGCACACGCAAGCUGCCGUCACGGCAACAGGCGGGCCAGCGUGCACGGUGCUAGUCUUUCAACGUACGUACCACCAAUGAGUUAAAGUUUACACAACGAUGAUGAUUACAGUGAUGAUCACAAAAACACGUGAAAGCACAUACACACUCAAGUCAACAGACUGUUAACAAUAACAACACCUUGGACGUUUAUAUUCAGUCGCAGUCAUGUUUGUGUGCCAGCUCGCAUCAUGUGACCUGCUUGUGCUCUGUGACCAGUCACAUGCUCUCACUGACUUUUAUGUCAAAAUCAUUUGCGUGUAUAUACUAUUAGUAUAAGAUAUAUUUUAGGAGUCCCCAACAUAACUCCACAAAUACAAAACUCCCAAAGUAGCGCUCGUGGGAAUCUUUGGGGGAAAAAAUAAGCCCCCACUACCUGUUUGAUCAGUAUAAUGUCCACAAAAAAAUGGGUGGACAUGUCUAUCAACUAUUUCAAGGACCCAUGACAGAAAUUGAACAGGAAGUGGGACAUUUUGGAGUGAAGCAGCCUUCCUCAAGUCAUUUUAGCCAGUGAUCAAAUUUGAAAAUCCAGCCUCUGACAACAGUCCCACCGAUCACCAUGAAAUUUGGUGGCCAUGUCUAUCAUAACAGAAGAAAUGGGAAAAGUUUCAAGCACCCAUGCCUGAAAUUGAACAGGAAGUCACCCAUUUUGGUUUGGGGCAGACACUUUGAGGCCAAUCCCCUCAGUCGUGUCAAUUGGAAACUUGAAUAAAUAACUAAACCAGCCCUCGACACCAGUUUCAGUGACGGACACAAAAUUGGGUCUGCCAAAACAGAAAAGGAAGAAGUACCCAGACCUGAAAUUCAACAGGAAGUGAGUCAUUUCAAUUUGAAGAAGACAUUUUCAGGAAAUCCUCUCAGUAUUGCUCCGUGGAUGGGCCAUUUUGAUUUGAAACAGCCACUUUGGGAGCGCACGUUACCUAAACUCAUACUUGGGGAAUCGCCCAAAUUGAAAUCAAAUGAAAAGCCGGUACCUUAGACAGAUGGGCAACACAAAAUUGCCAUGAUUUUUUUUUUUUGCCUUCAACAUUUAAUAUAGACAGAGCAUCACAAUGUGAUAUCAGAGCAUUUUGGAGGAUUCGCUGUGAAAAAGCAGGUGCGAGGUUCAUGGAUAUCUGCAGUUUUUAUUUAUUUUUGUUUCCUUAGCAGGACAAUUGGAUGUCCUUUUGAAUCUGAAAAGAAAUACAAGACUGUCCUUACAAGCUCACGUUCAAGUAACAACAUUAGCCACAUAGCAUGUUGUCACUCAAUGUAAUUACACACGCUAGCUGUUAGCCACUGCUGUAUACAAAUCAUUUGUAUUAUGCUGGUUUUACACUUUUUUUUGAAGGGGAAAAAAACGUGGAACUUGUUUUUAUGAGUAAUAUGAACUUUUAUUUAUGACGGAAUGUUUCAGUGUUUGCACAUGCGUCAAAUUUUGCCAAAAAAAAUAACAGUUUGAAUGUUUGGGAAGUGGAGGGUGACAAACAUUUCCUGCCUACCUGUUGAUAGCAAUUCAAAAUUCCCAAAGUGACAAUAAUGUAUCCCGAGAAAAAUAAGAUGUAUUAAAAACUGUGAUUGUAUUCUACCUUAACAAACAUAUUUAUAUCCUACCAUCCAGUGAAUGUUCGAAUCCUGCUGCAACCUUUGUUUUUUUUUAAUGCUAAUUAUUAUGAUUGUUUAGUUUUUGUGUACACAUCGUCUUAAAAACAGAAUUGCUCUUUUUGUAGCUUCACCUUUUCCUAAAGUGCCUUAAUGUGCCACUCGAUGGAGCAGUUCACUCUGUCGCGGCGAGCUGGCCUGAAGCUCAGAAAUAAAGGAGCACAGUAUUUACGUGUGCUUUCAAGUUUUUUUUUCAAGGUUGACAUUGUGAUGCGCUGUAUGUUGUCAAUUAAACCAUUGUUGCACCAA